GAAGAGGCCAAAGAGGAGCCUAGGGUUUUGUAAUAUAAGCUUGAUCUCGCAUUAGGUCAAAUUCCGCCUCUUGCCUUCUCGUCACUCAUCUCCACAGCAAACAAUGGUGUUUGUGAAGCCCCACAAGUCGAAUGCUUACUAUAAGAGGUACCAAGUGAAGUUCAGGAGAAGAAGAGAUGGAAAGACUGAUUACAGGGCAAGGAUCCGUCUUAUCAACCAAGAUAAGAACAAGUACAACACACCCAAGUACCGCUUUGUUGUCCGGUUUACCAACAAAGACAUAGUGGCGCAAAUUGUGUCUGCAAGCAUUGCUGGUGACAUUGUUAAAGCCUCUGCUUACGCACAUGAGCUGCCUCAGUAUGGACUCUCUGUUGGUCUUACCAACUAUGCUGCUGCUUACUGUACUGGGCUUCUUUUGGCUCGUCGUGUUCUGAAAAUGUUGGAAAUGGACGACGAGUAUGAGGGCAACGUUGAGGCUACUGGUGAGGACUAUUCUGUGGAACCAACUGAUUCCAGGAGACCUUUCCGUGCUCUUCUUGAUGUUGGACUUAUCAGGACCACAACUGGAAACCGUGUGUUUGGUGCACUCAAGGGUGCUUUGGACGGUGGUCUUGAUAUCCCACACAGUGACAAGAGAUUUGCUGGUUUCAACAAAGAGAACAAGCAACUUGAUGCUGCAAUCCACAGGAACUACAUCUAUGGUGGCCAUGUUUCAAACUACAUGAAGACAUUGGCGGAAGAUGAGCCAGAGAAGUUACAGACUCACUUCAGUGCUUACAUUAAGAAAGGAGUUGAAGCUGAAGGCAUCGAGGAGUUGUACAAGAAGGUUCACGCUGCUAUUCGAGCAGACCCCAACCCAAAGAAAACUGUGAAACCUGCUCCCAAGCAACACAAGAGGUAA
Molecule: messenger RNA, 901 nt
Organism: Camelina sativa (false flax)
Lineage: Eukaryota; Viridiplantae; Streptophyta; Magnoliopsida; Brassicales; Brassicaceae
Product: large ribosomal subunit protein uL18z
Biological process (GO): ribosomal large subunit assembly; translation
Cellular component (GO): ribosome; cytosolic large ribosomal subunit
Molecular function (GO): structural constituent of ribosome; 5S rRNA binding
Source: RefSeq, a predicted model, not a curated record